GACGCAUCGCGUGCGCGUCUGGAUCCCGAAAACCACACGAUACGUCACCACCGUGUCUUUCAAAAAAACGCCACCUUUCCUGGUUUUCGCGUGCGCGUCCUGUCGCCAACACGCCACGCUCUCGCUUCACGAUCGCGAUGCCGAUGUGCGACGUGCUUAGCCGCAUGUCGCGUUCCUUGCGAUCAACGUACCUCGGCUCCUCACGUCAGUAUCGACGCUAACUUGGAUUCGGAGCUCGAAUCAAGUGCUGAAUGCACAGCGACCACAGCUCCGGCUGUCGAUCAAUCAUCAAUACGGGGAAACCUUGAUCGCAGUUUUCAUCUCAUUCUCCAAGCCGAAUUAGAUUGAGCAGGAGUAUCGUGGUUCGCGACUCAGUACUCAUCGGACGCACACGCACCCGGGCAUCUGUGUCACACCUGCGUGUUUACAUACAUCACAGCAAUCAUCAUCGAAUAACAGCAACAUCGCCGUCAACGACCAAUCAUGCAAGAAACGGACCUCCACUAUCCACCCGAAACUUGUCCGUUUUGCAACAUUGCAGCCGCUUUUCCAUUUUCAGCUCCCUCUUCGUCAAAUAGUCCUACACUAUGGACAAGUAGAAGUAAAAGCCACGAGUCCUACCUAGACUGUGUACCUAAAGACGACGAAAGCGACCCGGAGAAGACCAAUCCGAGUAGUUUUGUUGUCCUGAGGAGCAAGGAUGUUGUUGCUUUUCUUGACAUCUUACCCAUGACUGGCGGACAUCUACUAGUCACUACUCGACAGCACAAAGUCAAAGUUGCAGACAUGGAACCCGUGGAGAGUAGAGAGAUUGGCUUCUGGCUACCAGUGUUAGCAAGGACAGUGGCCAAGGUUACAGGUGUAACAGAUUACAACAUUGUGCAGAAUAACGGAGCGCGUGCCGCACAAGUGGUACCACAUGUGCAUUUCCACAUCAUACCGCGUCCAGAGACAAUGCCAGAGAUCAAAAACAAGAGCUGGACAAUGUUUGGGCGGGGUCAAAGAGAUGAUUUGGAUGACGAAGAGGGCGCCAAGAUGGCAGGCGAAAUGCGGAGGGUUCUAAGAGAGGAGGUAGAGAAGAUGAGUGGUACGAGUGCGAAGUUAUGAGAGGGACGGGUCAAGCUGUUGUUUUCUGCGGAUUUGGGCCCUAUUCGAUUCAUUCAGGUCACAAAGGUCACUGGGCGCUACGUUACAGUACAUGGUUGAUAUUCAGUAUUAUCGACUUUAAUAAACACAACAAUUAUCAAGGACGCUGGGUAUCA
Messenger RNA from Alternaria alternata, 1262 nucleotides. RefSeq names its product HIT-like protein. Bases 484 to 1107 code for a protein of 207 amino acids. NCBI's taxonomy places the organism in Eukaryota, Fungi, Ascomycota, Dothideomycetes, Pleosporales, Pleosporaceae. Gene Ontology annotation, molecular function: catalytic activity. The record is from RefSeq and is a predicted model, not a curated record. Gene Ontology annotation, biological process: nucleotide metabolic process. The transcript is spliced from 4 exons.